AUGGAAGAAUUAGGUAUGCGUCCUGAAACAUCUAAAUGCUCAAGAAUGGAAAAACGUAGAUUAGUAUCACAAAGUCAUCAAAGACAAGAAUCAAGUUAAGCACCAAGAAUCAAUGGAAUUACUUUAUAACAAUACUUUAGAGGAAGCAACUUUAGAGUAUUAGAAAUCAAUGAAGAUGAAUGGGAUAAUCAUUAAAAUGGAUAAUCACUUGCUCCUCCACUUUAAAAUAACAAUUUUCGUAUUAAAACAGAUAAGAAAAUAAACAAUAAAAAACUACUAGAACGAUCGCCUGUUUAAAAUCUAACUACAAGUAAAGACUUUAAUCAACGCAAAAUUAAUAGAGUAAGUAGAAUUAUUCAUUAUUUUGCUAGCCUCAUAUAACAUCAAAUGAAUUCUUUCAAAAUGAAGAUGAACUCAGAAAAACAAAAAUAGAACUCAAAUAUGGUCGCAUGAAAGAGGAUGUCAUCAAUCGUUUUGGAAAUCCUGAUUAGGAUCUUAUUAAUAAAUAUGCAGAAAAAUUUAAUAUAAAUAGAGAACCUCCAAAAUUGACAUUAGCUCCUAGAGAACUAUAUACAAAAAUUAAGUGAA
Molecule: messenger RNA, 588 nt
Organism: Paramecium pentaurelia
Lineage: Eukaryota; Ciliophora; Oligohymenophorea; Peniculida; Parameciidae
Source: the annotation of a GenBank genome assembly